ACAAAUUUUGUUUAUUGUCAGAACGCGAUUUGUAUACACAAUAUCAAAGCUUACUUAGGGAACAAGCUUUAAAUCACAUUUUCGGGAUCGCGUUAAUUCCAAUAAGACGAAUAAAACGGCAAAAAGAUGUUUCCCAACGCCACAGCAUCGACAGUCGUCGAAUGUGUGCUAAUAAGUGACUCGGACACGGAAGAAUCCGAAACAAAGGAGGAUAAGCGACGAGUCAGCCGGCGUAAAAAAAAUAAAGUUGAAUAUUCUGAUACGGCAGAGGCACAGAAAAGUCAGACGCAAACACCGGGAAUAAAUGAUGUCAAGAAAAAUUUCGAGAGACGCAAGUUGGAGCAUCGAUCUAGCACUCCAACGACUGCCAAAGAGGUUGACACUGGUGUGAAUAAAGAGGUUUUAGGCGGUCUUGAAGGAGCUGCCUUUCAAUCGCGAUUACCGUAUGAUAAAAUGACAUCGAACGAAGAAGCAUCCUUUCCCGAAAUGACAAAAAGUGGCUUGCCGGCACAGCUUGUAUUUUUAAAUAUUCGAAAUCGAGUACUGCAAAUGUGGAUUGGGGACCCAAAGACCCAACUGACCUACGAAAAUGUUUUACUCAACAUUGAAAAGCCCUUUGACAGUGAUCGCUUGUUGUUGAGGCGCAUUCAUGCUUUCCUGGAACGGCAUGGCUUCAUCAAUUUUGGAAUCUUUAAAAGACUUACGGACAUAGUCCCCAGCAAAGUACCGAUUAAGGUCAUUGUCAUUGGAGCGGGUAUAUCGGGUUUGGCAGCUGCCCGACAACUACAACAGUUCGGAAUGGAUGUGACGGUAGUGGAGGCAAGAGACAGAGUUGGUGGACGUAUUUCAACCUUUCGAAAGAAUAAUUUCUAUGCUGAUUUGGGUGCCAUGGUUGUCACUGGUGUCUAUGGAAAUCCUAUCACUGUACUCAGUAGACAAAACGACAUGGAAAUGGUGCCGAUUAAACAGACUUGUUCACUGUAUGGAUCAAGCGGAAAGCCAGUCCCAAAACAUAAGGAUGACAUGGUCGAACGAGAAUUUAAUCGUCUACUUGAAUCGACCAGUUACUUAUCUCAUCAACUUGAUUUCAAUUAUGCUGGCAACAAUCCUGUUUCGCUGGGACAAGCCCUUGAAUGGAUAAUUAAACUACAAGAGAAGCAUGUUAAGGAGAGACAGCUCGAACAUCUAAAAUCACUCGCCAAUCUUCACGAACAAAUUAUCCAAAACCAAAGUGCAAUAAACGACAAAGUGGACAGAAUCAAAGCAUUGAAAGAGCAUCACACAAAAUUGUGCGAAACCCGGCCGAUCAAAACUACCGACAAUGAUGCACAAUACAUUGAUCACGAAUUUGACAUCCGAACAACGUUGCGCGAUUGGAACAGCAAUUUCAAGGAAAUGGAAAAACUGAAGACAACGCAAAUUGAAUUGGAAACAGAACUGAAGGAAGUGGCAGCGAAUCAACCGAGUGACGUGUAUCUCUCACCGAAAGAUCGACAAAUUUUGGACUGGCACUUUGCAAAUUUAGAGUUUGCGAAUGCAACACCGCUAAAUACUCUAUCGUUGAAGCACUGGGAUCAAGAUGACGAUUUUGAGUUUAUCGGACCACACACCACUGUCAAAAAUGGAUAUUCGUGCUUACCGAUUGCACUGACUAGUGGAUUGGACAUUCGUGUAAAUACUGCCGUGAAGAACAUCAAAUACCACUCGAAUGGAGUCGAGGUUACAACUGAGAAUCUUAAAAAGAAUAACGCCACAACAGUCAUGAAAGCGGAUCUAGUCUUGUGUACGCUUACGCUUGGUAUAUUGAAGGUGUCAAUAUCUCCAUUGUCCGAGAACCAGGAAAAUGUGGUUAAAUUCGAUCCACCACUACCCGAUUGGAAGCAACAGGCCAUUCAACGCCUGGGGUUCGGAAAUUUGAACAAAGUGGUGCUGUGUUUCGACAAAAUAUUUUGGGACCAGAACACCAAUCUAUUUGGCCACGUGGGAAGCACAACGAGCAGUCGCGGAGAAUUGUUUCUAUUUUGGAGUAUAUCUAAGUCACCCGUUUUAUUGGCUCUGGUCGCAGGGCAAUCCGCCGCAAUAAUGGAAAAUGUGUCUGACGAUGUGAUUGUCGGACGAUGUAUAGCUGUUUUGAAGGGCAUUUUCGGCAACAAUGCUGUGUUACAACCGAAGGAAACUGUGGUGACUCGAUGGAGAGCUGAUCCGUGGGCUAGAGGAUCGUACAGUUUUGUAUCAGUCGGCUCAUCUGGAUCAGACUAUGAUUUAUUAGCCGCCCCUGUUACACCGACACCAAAUCUCGCAAAUGGUAGCAGUGAGACCAGCGAAACUCCAAGACUAUUUUUUGCUGGGGAGCAUACCAUUCGAAACUAUCCAGCAACGGUACACGGAGCAUUGCUGAGUGGAGUACGUGAAGCGGGAAGAAUCGCGGAUUAUUAUCUGGGUUUCCCGAAUUCAGAUGACAUGAAAUCGGAAGCUGGGGUGCCAUAGAAAUCGUAGAGUGUAUUGAAGCUUUGUGUGAUUUUGUUUCUUUGAACACAACAGGCAGUACAUUCUAAUGCCAUUCAUGAAUUCAUGUCGUUCUCUUGCAAUGAAUUAAAAUUAAACUUAAAUUCACAACAAA
This is a messenger RNA of Bradysia coprophila, 2620 nucleotides long. It is a transcript of the gene Su(var)3-3, whose product is annotated as lysine-specific histone demethylase Su(var)3-3. NCBI's taxonomy places the organism in Eukaryota, Metazoa, Arthropoda, Insecta, Diptera, Sciaridae. Gene Ontology annotation, cellular component: nucleus. Gene Ontology annotation, biological process: regulation of DNA-templated transcription; chromatin remodeling. The record is from RefSeq and is a predicted model, not a curated record. Gene Ontology annotation, molecular function: flavin adenine dinucleotide binding; chromatin binding; transcription factor binding.